Messenger RNA from Acanthoscelides obtectus, 628 nucleotides. NCBI's taxonomy places the organism in Eukaryota, Metazoa, Arthropoda, Insecta, Coleoptera, Chrysomelidae. The record is from the annotation of a GenBank genome assembly.
CAAAUUAUGACGGGAGCAACAUUGGGAUUCUGGGGCAAAAUCAAAAUCGAAGCAAAGGGCUCAUGCAUAAAUUAUCAACAAAACCGUAUGCAGCUUCUUGUCAGCGUAUAAUCUAAUCAACGCAUUUACUAGCAAAUAGCAAGACAUACAAGUGCCAACACGUCGUCAGAGUUUGUUACAGUGACUUAUAUGAAUUUGGCCCAGAUGGUGACGCGUGAGGAGACUUGGGUGCAUCAUUGGGAUCCAGAGACAAAAACAGAAUACAAGCAGUGGGUUCAUGAAGGGUCUCCUGGAAAAUUAAUAACAACAGUUUUCUGGGACAGGCUCAAAAAUAUAGGACAUUUGCGCUGAAGCUGUCAGAAUCAGAUCAAGCUUUCCUAGAAGAGAUUACUGACCACUGCUACAAGAAGUACAAAAAAAGGCCAUGGAUGAUACAUUUGAGGGCAAUGAAACUCACACUGGUAUGUAUUUAUUGUAGGCAGGCAACAUAGUAAAAUAACGUGUAUUGAUUGCUUUGGUUGGCGAAAAAGCAAAUUCUGUUUAAUACAAUAUCAAAAUCACAAAAUAUGCAAGCAAACUCUUGAAAUUUGUCAGUAAUAUGAAUUAUUGUUUUUAUGUUGAAAUAAUC